AUGGCAUCCACUCCCUCAAACCGGACUAAGCCCACACCGUCCAACUCUCCGUUCAUCUCACGCCCCUCCCGGUCUUCUCUCCGACCCCGACCCCUCUACGAGUCCUGCCUCUCCCUGCAGCGCGUGGUCGGCACCACCUGCGCCUCGCCCACCGGCUUCGACACCGUCCACUCGUCCUUCGCAUACAUCGCCGGAGGCGCCGUGGUUGUGGUGGAUGUCUCUGGCGAGCACUAUGCGCAGCGCUUCUACCGGGCACGCCCCACGGCCGUCCCCCUCCUUAACGUCUCCCCCACCACAAACACUUCGUCGACGCCCAUCUCGACACCAAAAGCCAACGAUAGCAGAAAUAGAGCCGCUGCUUCUUCCCCCAGAGACUCCCUCUAUGCCGAGUGGCCCGACUCGCCCACCUCCAAGACCUGGACGAGCCGCGAACGGAUCAAGGCUGCGACCUGCCUGGCCCUCAGCCGAGAUGGACGGUACCUAGCCGUGGGCGAGACGGGUUACGCCCCGCGGGUGCUCUUGUUCAACCUACAAGAUGCCUCCUCCGACGUGCCCCUGGUGUCUAUCAGCGAACACACCUUCGGCGUCAAGGCCGUGGCUUGGUCUUCCGAUACCAAGUACCUAGCAUCGCUAGGCGCAGCAAACGACGGUUUCCUCUAUUUGUGGAAGGUCGACUCCCGGACCGGCGCCGUGAAGCUGUUUCAACAGAACAGGUGCACCUCGUCCGUGAAGGAGAUGGUGUGGAUGGGCAACAACGUCAUCACCCUCGGUGUCCGCCAUGUCAAGGUGUGGAGGGUUGAGGAAGGGCUGGAUACCACGCCCGUCAAGACGAAGUUCUCCAACGAAGGAGCGGCUCCCCCUCCGCUCCCGGCCCAGAAGCCGUUGCCGGGCAGAAACAUCCUCCUCGGGUCGAUGCUGGACGAAACAUUCUCCUGCGCGUUCCCGAUAUCAGACGAAAAGGCCAUCAUUUGCUCCGAAACGGGCUGUGUCUGCUUGCUCGAUGAUACCAACAAGCAGAUGAAACUCUCCAAGGUUGCAGAGGUCGAUUUCGGCGUCACUUGCGUCUCCCGCCGAGGAGAAGAUAUCCAUAUCGGCGGAAAGGAUGGUCAGAUUGCCAUCAUCAGCCUCGAGGAUAUAUUAAACGGCAUCUCUGAACCGACCAUUCGCAGUUCAGAGAUGGCGGCCGGCCUCGUAGCCAUGGGAUUUCUGGCAGAGAACCUCGUCACGAUCGACACCAGGCGAUCGAUCGAUAUCUGGAGUGCAGACCACACGCCCGGCAACCCCAUAGACGAUAAAUCACACAUUCCUAUUCCGGGCCUCGGCGACCCAAUUGUUGGGGUGGAUACAAGCGCCGAGUCAGGCCCGGCAAAUCAAGUCGUCGCGGUGAGAGCUACGAACGACGGAGCCCUCUUCAUCGCCGGAGACAAGUUGGGCGUUCUCCGGAUCGUCGAGGUUUCCACCGGAGAGUGUCUGCUGGAAACAAAGGCACACUCUUCCAACUGCCAGGACAUCACCGUCCACGAGGGCAAAUCGAGAUUCCUCGUAGCCUCGUGUGGGCGGGACCGGACCGUCCAGCUGUUCCACCGCACGUCCGCGGGGGUAUUUGAGCACUUCCAGACGCUGGAGUUCAGCGCCAAGGUAGUCCAAGUGCUUAUACCAAAUGAGGACAAGGUCCUAACGUGCUCCCUCGACCGGACGCUCCAGAUCCACGAACUGGUGAGCAAAGAGGGCGAGCCCGACGUCAUGGCAGCCAUCCCGUUCAAAUCGAUCUCCUUGAAGGCAUCCCCGUCGUCAAUGGCCGUGACGACCGACGAGAAGGCGGUGUUUGUGUCUCUGUUGGAUCGCUCCGUAUGCCAGUACGACUUCGGCAACGGGCGGGUCCUCGGCUCAUUCAAGUGCAACGACGAAGCCGGGCUUGACUCGGUCGUGCUGGAGUCGCUGACCCACAGCCAGCCGGGGUCCAGUGACCCCCCGUUCCUCCUCGGUAUCUCCAACACGGACAAAUCCGUGCGAGUCUACGAUACCCAAGCAGGGUGCUUCAUGGACCGCGAAUGGGGCCAUACCGAAGCCAUCAACGGCGCCGUACUCAUCGAUACCGAAGAAUCCGGUCGCAAGGUCGUCAGCGUGGGCGAGGACGGCACAAUCAUGGUCUGGGCCCUCGACUUCGACGACUCCUCCAACGGAUCCCAAAGCCGCUCCCCCUCGCCGGAAAAGACUCCCCAGCCGGCCUCUACACGCCCGCCAUUACGGCGCGUUCUUUCCAAAGCCGAACUAGCCGAAUUCCAACGCCCAUCCUCGGCCGCCGGGCCCCCAAGCGGAAGCACACCACGCCGUACGUCGCCGCGCCCAUCGCACCGCCGCCCCGCCAAAUUCCAACUCCCCUUUUCAUCUCUCCGAACCCCCAACAACAAUAACAACAACACCCCCGAAAAGCAAACGACCUCCCCCACAAACACCACCGGCAUGAUCAUAAUAGACGACACCCACGCCCGCACCCCGUCCCGCCGCCCCUCCUCCGGAGCCAACUCCCGCUGCUCCGACGACAGUCCCCCACCCGAAAGCCCCAAGGCCCGCUCCAAAAUGUUCCGCCGCCCGUCCCUCCCCGCGCUAGGCGCCACCCCCCUAUCCGCAGCCAAGUCGCGCAAGAACUCCAGCUCCAACCAGCGCGGCAGCGGCGGUGGAGGCGGCAGUGGCGGUGGCGGUAGCGGCGGCGGUAACGGUGGCGGAAAUGGAUAUGGCUUCGGCACCCUCAGCAUGGCGACCGAACAGACCUGUCGCCAGCUGCGCGCCUACCGCAGGAAGCUGGCCUCGGCCGACUCCAUCCACGGGGACGUGCUGGCGCAGCUGGAUGCCGAGCUCCGCCUGACGGCGGCUGCGCUGGGGGAGCGCGCCAUAAGAAGUCGCACGGGGAGUGGGAAUGGGAAUGGUGGUAAUAGGCAUGGGGAUAGGCGGGGUGAAACGGGGGGUGGGAGUCAUGGGGGUGGCGGCGGUGGCGAGGUCAGUGAGACGGUGCUGAGCGGGCUGCUGGAUCAGUACAGCGAGCGGCUGGUCAGCAUGCUGGACGAGAAGCUCCGUCUGCGGCUGAGCGAGGAGGAGAAGGAUUCCCUGGCGGCGAGGGAGCGCCCGCGCACGGCUGGGGAGGGGUCCAAUGCUUCCGAUUCGGGGGGGAGUAUUGGCGGAGGGCCUGUUUGUGAGGAGCCUGAGUCGUUGUGA
Molecule: messenger RNA, 3213 nt
Organism: Chaetomium fimeti
Lineage: Eukaryota; Fungi; Ascomycota; Sordariomycetes; Sordariales; Chaetomiaceae
Exons: 3
Coding region: 1-3213 (1070 amino acids)
Molecular function (GO): protein binding
Source: RefSeq, a predicted model, not a curated record